Arctia plantaginis is the source of this 2295-nucleotide messenger RNA. Lineage: Eukaryota; Metazoa; Arthropoda; Insecta; Lepidoptera; Erebidae. The record is from the annotation of a GenBank genome assembly.
AUGUCUAAUAGUAAGAUUUUAAACGGUCUUAAGAUCCUAAGAAGUCGUAGGGACAUGAAAUACAUAACGGGUUUACAACGAAGGGCAUAUGCAGCAGCAGCAGCAAGUCAAGCCCAUACAAAAUGUAAAUUGGUUAAUGGAGUAUAUGUUGUUACCCUAGACUCUCCCAAUGUAAAGGUAAAUUCAUUAAAUACAGCAGUUAUGGAAGAAAUGACAAAUGUCUUAAAUGAAGUAGAUUCCAACCCAGCUAUUGAAGCAGCAGUUUUAAUAUCGGGUAAACCAGGAUGUUUUAUUGCUGGUGCAGAUAUCACUAUGCUUCAAGCUUGCAAGACCAAAGAGGAAGUUGUUGCUCUAUCUAAAAGAGGCCACCAAAUAUUUCAAAGGAUCGAGAAAUCACACAAACCAUUUGUAGCCGCUAUUCAGGGUAGUUGUCUUGGAGGAGGUUUAGAGACAGCAUUGGCUUGUCGUUACCGAAUUGCAGUUAAAGAUUCCAAGACUGGAGUUGGUCUACCAGAAGUUAUGCUGGGACUUCUGCCAGGUGGUGGAGGCACACAAAGAAUGCCUGUACUCACCUCUAUACCUACAACUUUAGACCUAGCUUUGACAGGCAAGACAGUAAAAGCUGAUAAAGCAAAGAAAUUAGGAAUUGUUGACUUGUUAGUUUCUCCUCUUGGUCCAGGCUUGGGAAACCCAGAACAGAAUACAAUGAAGUACUUAGAAAGUGUAGCAAUACAAAUUGCGAAAGACAUCGCUUCCGGCAAAAUGAAAGUCGACAGGUCUAAGAAGGGAUUGAUGCAAAAAAUCACUGCAAGUGUAAUGCAAUUAGAAUUUGUUAAGAAUAUGAUAUUUAAGAAAGCAAGAGAGCAAGUUAUGAAGGCCUCACGUGGCCUUUACCCAGCACCGCUAAAAAUCCUCGAUGUAGUAAGAACCGGUGUUGACAAGGGUCCCGCUGUAGGAUAUGAAGCGGAAGCCCAAGGCUUUGGUGAGUUAGCCAUGACACCUCAGAGCAAAGGGCUUAUUGGCCUAUUCAGAGGACAGACUGAAUGUAAGAAAAACAGGUUUGGGAAAUCUCAAGUAGAAGUUAAAUCGAUUGGUGUUCUGGGUGCUGGUUUGAUGGGAGCUGGUAUUGUGCAUGUGUCCAUUGAUAAAGGUUACCAUGUCGUCAUGAAAGAUGCGACUAAUGCUGGCCUUUACAGAGGAGUGGGACAGAUCCAAACUGGGCUUGGAAAUGCUGUUAAGCGAAAGAGAAUUUCUGGUCUGCAACGAGACAAAUUCUUGGCGAAUUUGGUACCGACCUUAGAGUAUUCUCAGUUUAAAAAUGUUGAUUGCGUCAUCGAAGCUGUAUUCGAAGACAUUAAUAUCAAGCAUAAAGUGAUCAAAGAAUUAGAAGCAGUUAUUCCAAAACAUGCUAUCCUCGCUACCAAUACAAGCGCCAUCCCUAUAACGAAGAUUGCUGCAGGCAGCAGCCGUCCAGAGAAAGUUAUUGGCAUGCAUUACUUCUCCCCUGUGGAUAAGAUGCAGCUGCUGGAGAUCAUCCGCCACCCUGGCACCAGUGACGACACGGCCGCAGCCGCCGUAGCGGUUGGCUUGAAACAAGGCAAAGUUGUAAUCACCGUCGGUGACGGACCUGGAUUCUACACCACUAGGAUUCUGUCCACUAUGCUUAGCGAGGCUGUCAGGUUGCUCCAAGAAGGUGUGGAUCCUAAAGACCUUGACAACAUGACCAAGCAGUUUGGUUUCCCAGUGGGAGCCGCCACAUUAGCCGAUGAAGUCGGUAUUGAUGUCGGCUCACAUAUCGCGGUUGACCUGUCAAAGGCCUUUGGUGACCGUAUCAGUGGAGGUGACUUGAACAUCAUGAAGGACUUAGUUAAAGCCGGAUUUAUGGGAAGAAAGUCGGGCAAAGGUUUCUAUGUUUAUGAGAAAGGCACUAAGAACAGGGAUGUGAACCAGGACGCAAUAAACAUUUUAAAGGAACGGUACUCGUUACAACCCCUGGGAGCUAAUACUGUUGAAGAUCAACAAUUACGAAUGGUUUCUAGAUUUGUCAAUGAAGCAGUUUUGUCUUUAGAGGAGAAGAUUCUGCACAGCCCCCUAGAAGGUGAUGUUGGUGCAGUAUUCGGUCUCGGUUUCCCACCAUUCACUGGCGGACCUUUCAGAUGGGUCGACCAAUUCGGUGCUGAUAAGUUAGUAAAGAAAAUGGAAGAAUUCCAGGGCUUGUACGGUGCGCCUUUCAAACCUGCGCAGACUCUCGUGGACAUGGCUAAUGACACCAGCAAGAAAUUUUACAAGAACUGA